Candida tropicalis MYA-3404 is the source of this 411-nucleotide messenger RNA. Its product is annotated as mitochondrial 37S ribosomal protein mS45. Gene Ontology annotation, molecular function: structural constituent of ribosome. Gene Ontology annotation, biological process: mitochondrial translation. Gene Ontology annotation, cellular component: mitochondrial small ribosomal subunit. Lineage: Eukaryota; Fungi; Ascomycota; Pichiomycetes; Serinales; Debaryomycetaceae. The transcript has a single exon. Bases 1 to 411 code for a protein of 136 amino acids. The record is from RefSeq and is a predicted model, not a curated record.
AUGAAACGUAUGUUUCCAGUAUUUAAAGGUGGUUAUGGUGCUGAUAAUUUAACAGAAAUUCCAACUCCUUACAAAACUUUGCAUGAUAGAUUCUUGACUAUUGAAGAAUCUGAACCAUUUGGUCCAGUUGAUGCUGCUAAGAUUUUACAAUUGGAACCAGCCGAAACAACAUUAAAGAAAUUGACUGAAUUUAAUGUUGAAGAAACUGACGAGCAACAAACUGAAGAUAAGAAGGUUGAUGUUUUGUAUGGUAAGAAGAGAGAAGGUGAUAGAUCCACAUUUAAAUUUGUUGAAAAAACAGCGGGUACAUUUGGUCAUCGUUAUGGUGCUUCUAGAAGAGAUAGAAAGAAAGAUAGGGCUAUUGGUUUUGAUGCUUCUGGUAAGAUGAUUUAUCUUCACCCUGAACAGUAA